This is a messenger RNA of Vigna unguiculata (cowpea), 1294 nucleotides long. RefSeq names its product heterogeneous nuclear ribonucleoprotein Q-like. Gene Ontology annotation, molecular function: RNA binding. Lineage: Eukaryota; Viridiplantae; Streptophyta; Magnoliopsida; Fabales; Fabaceae. The record is from RefSeq and is a predicted model, not a curated record.
CAAAGGUGUAUUAUUUAGUUCACAUGAGGAGGUAGAGGUAGAAGAAGAGGAAGAGGAGAAGGAAGACGAGGAAGAAGAGAUUGAAGAAGUGGAUGAAGAGGAUGCAAUGCAAAACCAUAGUAGUGAUGAAGCAAAGGUGGAAGAUGAGGACGAGAAGAAAAAACAUGCUGAACUCCUUGCUCUUCCUCCUCAUGGAUCUAAAGUAUACAUUGGUGGCAUUCCUCAUGAUGUCUCAAAUGAGGAUUUGAAAUCUUUUUGCAAGAGAAUUGGGGAAGUUGCAGAGGUUCGAGUAAUGAAGGGAAAGCAUUCCUGUGAAAACAAGGGAUUCGGUUUUGUAAGAUUUAGAAGUGUGGACUUGGCUUCUAAAGCCAUCGAAGAGCUGAAUAAUACCGAAUUUAAGGUAAGAUGUUAAUCUUAGACAUUAAGCAUUCAUAACUGAUAUUCCUUGUAAGUUCAUUGCUUUGUUAUUACUACUCUAGUAUUAUAAACAUUGCAGAUGCUUUAUGCAGAAAUUCUUAGCCACAAUGCUUUAUGCAGAUUCUUUGUUGUUCCUAACUGUGUUAAUGAUCAAUUCUUUAAGGGUAAAAAAAUAAAAUGUUCUACAUCUCAAGCCAAACACCGUCUUUUUAUUGGCAAUGUUCCUAGAAGCUGGGGUGUGGAAGAUCUGAGGAAGAUUGUUUCUGAGGUUGGACCUGGAGUUAUUGGUGUGGAACUAGUCAAGGCUGUCUACAAAGAAGACAUGCUUCGCAGGGACAUUGAGGAUCUUCAAAAACGUUAUCAGGCAAGUGAAAGACGGUGUGAGGAACUGAUUACGCAAGUUCCUGAAUCCACAAGGCCACUUUUAAUGCAAAUUGAAGCCAUGCAGGAAACAAAUGCCAAAAGAGCUUAAGCUUGGGCAGCUGUUGAAAGAACUCUCAAUUCUCGACUUUAGAUUUCCUGUUUAAGAGCAUAACAGACUCAAUUAAGUAGGACCCUUGAAAAAGAGAGACAAAGGGCAGCUGAAAGUAGGCAGGAAUAUCUUGUAGCAAAGGAGGAAGCUGACACUCAAGAAGGUCAUGUGAGACAGUUUGAGGAAGAGAUCAGAGACAUUAGACAGAAAUACAAGCUAGAGUUACAGGAGGCACUGAUACACAGGGAGCAUCUUCAGCAGGUAGAGCUUUUUUAUUAUGGAUUUCAAAUAUAGCACUGGAAACUUGUUAAUGAAGCCUUUUGGUUUCACCUCCAAUUAAUUUUCUAUCAUUUCUCAUUUUGUGGGUAAUGGGAUUACCAGCCAAACGAGAGAUUUGGUUUCAUG